Silurus meridionalis is the source of this 6170-nucleotide messenger RNA. Its product is annotated as latent-transforming growth factor beta-binding protein 2-like. NCBI's taxonomy places the organism in Eukaryota, Metazoa, Chordata, Actinopteri, Siluriformes, Siluridae. Gene Ontology annotation, molecular function: calcium ion binding. The record is from RefSeq and is a predicted model, not a curated record.
GAGCCGGGGAGGGAACGGAGCGCCAUUCAAUCUUCAUACCACACACUACACACACCACAGCACAGCACACUACACAUACCACCGCACACUACAGCACACUACAGCACAGGAGCAGAAGCGGCGCCUCCGCCACGCACAUCAGCACCAUGAGGCGUGAACGGGCGCGUGCACAGAGCGUCACAUGCACGCUUAGUGGAUAACAAGCACGCCGCGUUCAACACGCGUGUUUUUUUUCUCCCCUUUUUAAUUAAUUAUUUUUCUGUUUUUUUUUUUUUUUUUUUUUUACAUUUUUGUUCAGACUCUGGCUUGCAUUAUAAUACGUGUUUGAAGAUUUUUUUUCUUGUGGACGCGCGUGAUUUCUCUUCACUGACAAUCAAACUCUGGACAGCGACCGCAAUACUUUUUUUUUCUUGGACUUGUUAUCGCACUAAAUAGACGUUAAAAAAACAUGAACCGCGCGUGGGUUUUGCUCGUGCUGUCGGUCGGCAUCUCGCUCGCGCGCACGUGCGACGCCUGGAAGGUUCGCGCAGGUGGCCGCGAGCGGAGAGACGCAGCCGCCGCCUCCGUGCACGCCGCCUUCGAGCAGCUGCGGGCAAGAAGCUUGAACGGAGUUCCUUUAGAUCCGGGACGCAUCAUGUCCCAUGCACUCGACUCGCAGGAAAGUCCCCGAUCAGACACCGAGACCAAGACCGGCCCGGCGGAUCAUGCACCGCUGCAGGAGGGGGACACGGGAGAAGCCCGAGAGAAAGCCGGUAGAAUCCCGAGGCAAACUGGCAGGAAGGUGGUUUCUGACAGAGCGAGGAGCAUCAGCAAAAUCAACACACCUGAGCGCGUGGACAGCAUUCCUGCUCAUCCAAAGCGCCUCACUGGGCCACAUGUGUGUGGGGGUCAGCAGUGCUGUUCAGGAUGGGCUGUUGCACCUGGAACAAACCGCUGCAUCAAACCGGACUGCCAGCCCCCAUGUCAAAACCGUGGCUCGUGCAGUCGCCCACAUACCUGCGUGUGCCGCUCGGGUUACCAGGGACCACGCUGUGAAGAGGUGGCACCAGAGCAAGUUUACAUCCAAACUGGCACAUCCAGAGUUCUAAUGCCCAUCCAGCCUGAAACAGAAACCACUAAGCAUCAGUCUGCCCGCAGGAGACCCACUGAGAGACAAGCAAGUGAAAGCAAUCCCAAAACCCAAACACCAAAGCCGCCAACUGGCAAAGUGGCCCAUUCAUCUGGAACCCAGGUUAGACGUGGUUCUCCUGAGGUUCCACAGCAGCAGACUGGUGCAGGACAGUCUCAUGCCUCCAGGACUGUCAAGCGUUAUCCUUCAUCUACAGCACCCAUAACCUCGAACGCUCUGCCCAGUGUGAACGGACACAACCAUGUAUACACACACAAUCAAAAUGUCGCCUACUCUAAUGGCCAGCAACAUGCCUCCAACAAUAAAGUAACUCCAACAGGAGCAAACCUCACAGCUAACGUGGACCGAAUCAAGAUCGUCUUUACACCCAUGGUGUGUAGGAGGAUCUGCCACGGGGGGCAAUGUUACAAUAGUUGCGAGCGUGGAGAUCAGACCACGGUGUACAGCGAAAACCAGGGCCCGCCGACCAAAACCCACGGCUUCAGACUCUUUUUCUGUCAGAUUCCGUGCUUUAAUGGAGGACGGUGUAUCGGGCAAAACGAAUGCUGGUGCCCAUCAAAUUCCACAGGAAAGUUCUGUCACCUUCCAAUUCCAACCCCCAAUAAACCCUCCACCGGCCGACAAACGAAUAACAAAGGAGUACAGAGUCCCUCAUCUCACUCAGUCUACACCUUGCCCCUGUCCAACCAGCAAGCCUCCCUUUUACCCUCGUUGGUAAAUGUGCAUGUCCAGCACCCACCAGAGGCUCAGGUUCAGAUCCAUCAGGUUGCACGGGUCAAACCGGGCCAAACCACUGAAACAGGGCACUCGGUACAACAGCGCUCUCAGCCUGGCAAUAAUCAUAUCAAUGGCAAUGUCAAUGGACAAAACAGUGUGCACAGCACUGGUCAGAACCAUGGCCAGAACCACCACAGGCCACAUAUCAGGCCAAAUGGACAUGUGGGAAGGUGUUUCCAGGAAACAGUUGAUGGAAAGUGUGGGAAGCCUCUGCCAGGUCUUACCAAGCAGGAAGACUGCUGCGGCAGUGUGGGAGCGUCAUGGGGUCUGCACAAAUGCACCGAGUGCCCUAGCAAACCAGCUUACGCCGUGAUUGCAAAUGGCCUCGUGGAAUGUCCCAAAGGCUAUAAAAGACUAAAUUCAACUCAUUGUCAAGAUAUCAACGAGUGUCUGAUUCCUGGGUUGUGUAAACACGCUGAGUGUCUAAACACUAAGGGCAGCUACAGGUGCACAUGUAAGCCUGGAUACAUGCUGGACGCUUCACGCAGUCAAUGUGUCUCGGAUAAAGCAGUGUCUAUGGAGCAAGCCUCGUGCUACCGAUCCAUUUUACCAGGUUCAUGCAGCCAUCCGUUAGCCCAGAAAAUCACCAAGCAAAUCUGCUGUUGCAGCCGAGUGGGAAAGGCCUGGGGAUCAGGCUGUGAGAGGUGCCCCUUACCUGACACAGAUCACUUUAAAGAGAUCUGUCCAGCAGGCCAUGGUUACACAUACUCUCGCUCAGACGUCCAGAUCACACUUCGCGAGCUGGAAGAAGAGGAGCUCACAGAAAUCGACUCUAUCCUUUCUCAGAACCCCAUAUACCCUGAGCCACCUCAGACUCUGCCGGAGACACCUCAUCAACAACCGCUACCACCUGUUUACCCCGAGAGCCCGUCUCCACCAGUCACCUUCCUGAGGGUGGCAAAUUCGCCAACUAUACCUUCUUCAUACCCAGAUAUAAUGGAGGUCACCUCUAAUUCUCCCACCUAUCUAAUGCCAGACUUGGAGAAUCGUGACACGGCACCAAUUAACGUUGCAACUCAGGUCACAGACAUUGACAAGUGUUCGCUGACUCCGACAAUCUGUGGUCCAGGCCAGUGUGUGUCAGUGCAGACCGGCUACACUUGCUACUGUGACCCAGGCUACACCCUCAAUGCUCUGCAGACCACCUGCAUCGAUGUAAACGAAUGUGAGAAUGAUCCAUGUGGAGGAAAGGGUCACUGUGUGAACACUUUUGGCUCCUAUACCUGCCAGUGCUUCCCGGGCUACAGCCUGCUCAUGACACAAAACAGAAAAUCAUGUCACGACAUAAACGAGUGUGCCAUGCCCAACAAAUGUCCCAGUGGCCACUGUAUCAACACCGAGGGAUCCUUUACGUGUGAAUGCAGAAGUGGCUUUACCAAAAACCAGAGAGGAGAGUGUGAAGAUGUGGAUGAGUGCAGGAGCCCCGGAGUCUGUCCCAGUGGUAAAUGUGUGAACACACGCGGCUCGUUCAAGUGCCAAGCAUGUGGCCCUGGAUUCAGGCCUGACGCUGGGAGAUGUCUGGACAUAAAUGAGUGUCAGAUGGCAGCUGUGUGCACUAAUGGUCAGUGUUUGAACACAGAGGGCUCCUUCACUUGUUCAUGUAACCAUGGAUACGAAGCAACUUCUGACAGUAAAGGCUGCCAAGAUGUGGACGAGUGUCUGCUACCGGACGUCUGCGCUCAAGGCACAUGUGUUAAUGUUCCGGGCUCACACAGGUGCAGCUGUAACACAGGUUACCAAAGCAGUCCUGAUGGAAAAGCUUGUGUGGAUGUUGACGAAUGUGCUGAGCCAAGCCUUUGUAUGCGAGGUGUGUGUGUUAACACGUAUGGUUCCUUCACCUGUACCCAGUGUGAGGUUGGAUACACUCUCUCUGAUGACAGACAGAGGUGUGAGGAUAUAGAUGAGUGCCACUCGUUGUCUGCGUGCCCAAAUGGAGUCUGUCUGAACUCAGAGGGCUCGUACUCCUGCAUAAAUUGCCCCACUGGUUUCACAGUUUCACCAGAUGGAGAGCUGUGUACAGAUAUUGAUGAAUGUCAGGCUCCUGACAUUUGUCCAAUGGCUGCUUGUACAAACUCUGAAGGCUCAUAUUCCUGCAUGACCUGUGAAUCUGGCUACAAGGUCUCCUCAGACCGGCACACGUGUGAAGAUAUCGAUGAAUGUGAGGACAAGGCAGCAUGUCUGAAUGGAAAGUGUACAAACACAGCCGGCUCCUACCACUGUGGCUGCACUCCAGGGUUUCAGCUAUUAAACUCUGUCUGCAAAGAUAUUGAUGAGUGUGAGGAUGAGAUGAUCUGCAGCAAGCAUGGUUACUGUGAGAAUACGAACGGCUCCUAUUAUUGUCAUUGUGACCAAGGAUAUGACAAUACACCUGAUGGUCAAGGCUGUGUUGAUGCAGAUGAAUGUAAAUUAAGUUCUGAGUUAUGUGGGGAGGCACAUUGUGAGAACGUAGAGGGAAGCUUCCUGUGCCUUUGCCCCACUGAUGAUGAGGAAUUUGACCCCAUUACUGUGCAGUGCAAACCUCAAUCUACAGGACAAGACCUUCCUGUUCCUCCCCAUGGAGCCUCUGAUGACGAACAGAGAGAUUGCUACUACAACCUUAACGAUGUCAACUUCUGUCAAAAUGUGCUCUCCGGUAACGUCACAAAGCAGGAAUGCUGCUGCACUGUGGGAGCAGGAUGGGGAGACAACUGCAACAUCCACCCAUGCCCACAGGAUGGACAAGCGGAAUAUAUUGAGCUGUGUCCUCAUGGCAGUGGCAUUCUCCCCAUUAUGACCUCAGUUCAAGGCAUCAGUCAUCUCCUGAGUAGAGAUGCAGAUGAGUGUGAGCUGUACGGCACAGAAAUUUGCAAAAAUGGUUACUGUGCAAAUGUCUACGCCUCAUAUAACUGCUACUGUCACAGUGGCUAUUACUAUGACAAUGUCCGAAUGGAAUGUGUUGAUGAUGAUGAAUGUAAGGAGGAAAACCAGUGUGAACACGGAGAGUGUGUGAACACACCCGGCUCUUUUAACUGCUUCUGCAAUCCCCCACUGAUUCUGGAUGAAACACAGCGUCGCUGCAUUUCUGCCAACAGCACAGAGGGUCCUUUCCUUGAUGAGGAUUAUAUUCACACAGAUGUCUGCUCGGAACUUAAACCUGAUACCACAUGUAUUAAUCCCAUGUUUGGUACUUUGACUACCUACACUGAGUGUUGUUGUCUCUACGGUGUUGCCUGGGGGUCACAGUGUGCUUUCUGCCCUGAAAAAUCAUCCGAGGAUUUUGCUAUAUUGUGUAACCUGCAAAACAGAGGCUCAGACAGCCUACGGGAGCAUCCAGGCUUUGAAUAUGGACCUGACACCCCUCCUGAGGGGCAUAAUGGUCCACCAUACUGGGGUAACUAUGGCGUUUUGGGAGGUGGCACUUUCUAUGGACCUGAAGGCACUUUGAGCGGUUCCAUCUUUACUGAUCGCUCAAAUGACUAUGGCUCUAGAGAGGGAGGACGAGUACCUGUGCUCAGGCCCAGAGAGCACCAGCCAACUCACCGAGUUAACCCGUACAGAGAUCAUAGUGCAGGAUUUGAGGGUUUGCAAGCAGAAGAAUGCGGCAUCUUAAACGGCUGUGAAAAUGGCCGAUGUGUCCGUGUGCGAGAGGGCUACACUUGUGAUUGCUUUGAUGGCUAUGAACUAAACCUAGGCAAGAUGGCAUGUAUUGAUAUAAACGAAUGUGAGGAUAUAAGUGACAAAGUGGAGCUGUGUAAGAAUGGAGUGUGUACCAACACAGAGGGCUCAUACAAAUGCACCUGCUUGCCAGGCUUUCUGGCUUCUUCUAAGCCCCAUGAGUGUAUCCCAGAAGACCAAGGCUCUGUCUCCCACACUGUGGGAAAUUGAUGCACUCAUCUCUCUCUCUCUCUCUCUCUCUCUCUCUCUCUCUCUCUCUCUCUCUCUUUCUUUUCUCUACAUAAUUUUUCUAAAGGACUGACACUAAACCUGCAUCAGUGAAGCCGGGCCAGCUGAGCACCAAACAUGAACACACACAGUUACAAUCAAAGUUCACUCUGUCUUCUACAUAAAGGGUGGUUUUAAAAAUAAGUUUAAAAGAUCCUGUGGUGUUUCUCAGUUUUUGAUUGGCUCCCAUGCUUUCUGAUUUGCACAGAAUUAGAGGUCAUUCCAGCUCGGGCUUGUGGUGUCAAGGCUUCAUUGAGAAGGUUUGGGAUUUUUGUACAGAUCUAGUACUAUGUAUUUAAAUUGGUUUGUUAUAUAUUCUAAUAAACUCAUUCAGUACACUCAA